This is a messenger RNA of Gongylonema pulchrum, 600 nucleotides long. The record is from the annotation of a GenBank genome assembly. NCBI's taxonomy places the organism in Eukaryota, Metazoa, Nematoda, Chromadorea, Rhabditida, Gongylonematidae.
UUGCUUUUUUUACAGGUAAAAGGAGUGAAUACAGACGUUUCUCUUCGUAUCACAUCAGUGCCCCUUGGCGAUGAAUGCAUUUUCCACAGGUGCAUCGAGAGCGACAAGAUGAAGGACGCUAGCCCAGAGCAACUGUUGGAGAUCUGGUUGGUUGAUAAUUUGUACCUGUUUGCCUGCAUUUACAAUGGUAUGGGCCAAAGACAGCCUGACAGCGCUUGCUUCGAGGAAAUGAAAGCGACCUGUGUGGAACGAAAUGCGACGGAUCCUCGAUGUCAUGAAUGGCACUGUGCCAGUCCGCAGGAUGCACAGGUUGCAGUGCUCAAAGCAGGGCAUAAGAAAAUGAAGGACGAAGAGGAGGAUGAAGAGGAUGGAAAGAGCACCACCAAAAGCAUGCACAAGACGAAGACCACUGAGAAGCAUGCAGUUCUGAGGGCCGGAGGACUAAGACAUCAUCCAAUAGUGAACAUGAAGAACACCGACAAGGAGGAUCGAAUGCUGGACCCAACAAGACGUGAUUCCAUGCCAUCCGCCCCACUGAACCGCUGCCUAAGCGCAGUCUUCAUAAUUUCACAAGUUUUUUGCGCACGCCUAUUUUCUUGA